Messenger RNA from Seminavis robusta, 1622 nucleotides. The record is from the annotation of a GenBank genome assembly. NCBI's taxonomy places the organism in Eukaryota, Bacillariophyta, Bacillariophyceae, Naviculales, Naviculaceae.
AAGAUAAGCCUAGAAUCUACUAGAUGCUAGCGUACCACUCCGCCUUGGACGAAAAUGUGAAGGGUGUGAAGCCCCAUCAGCUCAUAAUUUCAAUUGCCUCACAACCUGAAAAGCAAGCAACUACUCACAGCCAGCCAUCUCUAUCUACUAUCUGCUGAUCUUCUAUCCAACCAAUUUUUCUUCUUCAGCAACAACCAAGAUGAACAGAUUUCACAAUGGCAUGAGCUUUCCCACCAUGGGCAUGAAUGGAGGUAGAAGUAUGAACAUGGGAAUGGGUAUGGAGAUGGGCAUGGAGAUGAUGGGUCAACAAGAUCACUACUACCAUCAGCACCAACACCAACACCACCAACAGCAGCAGCAGCAGCAGCAACCACCUCACAUGCCAUCCAUGAACAUCAGCAACAUGUAUGGGAAUGAACAACUUUCUUACCAGAUGAUGCCUUGGAUGAACUCUCCUUCUGCUUGCUCCUCUUCUUCUACUAAUGUGAAUCAUCAUCAUCAUGUGAUGAGCAGUGGCGCCAGCAUUGUGAGCCACGGUUCCAUGGGACAACACCAACUGCCAGUGGCUCAGAGCAUCUGCACCAAGGAUGGAGAACCUCGUAUACCCUUCCCUUCCAACUUUGUUCCUACCAUUAACCACGUUAUCUGUGGCCGCGGCAAGAAGUCGUAUGGUCACAUUGGAAACAAGCACUUUCUCAAGUUGGUGGCGCUUCACAUGGACGCCUAUGCGGAGGCUACUAACAAGCAAGAAAAGUCGGACAUUGUUCAGGCUGUUGUCGAUGAAAUGGAAGCCAGGGGAGGCUUCAUUCGGCUCGACCCUCAGACCGGGUGCUACUACCAAGCCGAAGAAGGUGCGGGACGGGAAAAGACGUCGCAGGCGCUCCGAGACGGUCUCAACCACAAGUACAAGUCCAGCAAGGAUAUCAAGCGCAAGAACCGCAAGCAGAAGCGAUUGGCUCGACAAGCCAUCCACAAGAAGCAGACACAAGGAGAGGACGAUGCCGACAAGAACACUCCUUCCUCGGUUUCCGACGAUGGCAGUGACAGCGAAAGCACCACUGCUUCUGCUUCAGACGACUCGCCCUGCACCACCAAGAGCCCCACGUCCAUUAAGGAACUCGUCGUCACCAUCCCCGCUCCGGACAAGACUAUCUCCACUCCUCCAAGAACCGUCAGUGCUACAUCGGUGAACUUGGCUCUCGAUGCCGCUGCAGUUGCAGCGGGGACUGUAUCUCCCAGUACUGUCACGGGCAGUAGUGACAGUAACUGGGAUACUCUCAACGAAGACGGUGUUAUUCACCUCGUGGAUGGGGAUUCCACUGAACUGGAGCCCCUUCCAUUGACAGACGAAGAAGUUCAAGAGCUACCAGAUGGUAUCAUGAUGGGGCCCUUUGACGACUUUGGCAUGUAGGCCCCAAAUGAAACUUCCUGCAUCUCCUUUUCCUAGACUUUUUGACUCUCAUUUUUGAAAAUCUCUUCUGAGCUACUUCUACCACGAACUGGCUGUUCACUACAUCUUUACAUUUAUUUUGGCAUCAGAUUCUAUUCUAUCCACGAGCUUCCCUCCUCUUACCAAUCUCUUAGCGAGUCUAACAUUUUACUAAUACAUCGAAGCCUUUACC